GUUUCAAGUAAUCAUUUGAAUGCCAUUUGAUUUGUGGCUAAUAUUAACGAUUAUAUGACUAUUAAUUAAUAAUCACUAAUAAUAGGAGUGAACAUUGAAUUGGCGUUUAUAUGGUGUGAAUGGACUGCGAGUCCAUUGAUAACUCAUUUGUUGUUUUGAGUGAUCAUUCAAAUGAUGUUUACUUUCACUGCAAUUACUGUGAGAUUGAAACCAAUAUCUGAUAAAUGCAUUGAUUUGAAGGAAUGGGUGCUUACAGUGAAUGCCACCAAACAAUCACUCAACUAACCCUGAUCACAAUUGUCCACUUUAUAUGCAAAGCAAACUCGUAAAUAGUGUCAUACAUUAAAUCAAUUGUUUUGUAGUAAUAAUAAUUAUUAUUAUCAUUUAGUGUCCUAUAAUUCAUUGAAAUUGUCACCGAUUUUAUUGACAAAAAUAGUUUUUAGUGUUUAUUUGGAUUUAGUUUUACAAUAUAUUUGAGAUUUCAUUGAAUAUUGCAUUUAUUGCCAAAUAUGUUCAAUAUGUUAAUCAUUUAAUUAAUCACUUAUUCACUUGAAUAGUAUCACUGAGUAUUCAGUUUAUAUUAUACCAUAACUUAAUAAUAUUGUCAAUAAGUGAAGACAUCAAUAUCAAAGUGAAGACAAUGGCUGACAAUAGAGCCAAUGAUAACGACUCGAAGACUGAAGGGGUCGAUGACUCCGAGGAAGAGAAUGAGAUUCUAGAAGAGAGUCCGUGCGGGCGAUGGCUUAAGAGGAAGGAAGAAGUAGAGCAAAGAGAUAUCCCCGGAAUAGACGCCACGUAUCUCGCAAUGGAUACCGAAGAGGGCGUCGAAGUUGUCUGGAAUGAAGUGCGCUUUUCUGAGAGGAAGUACUUCAAGACUAAAGAAGAGACCAUUAAUGAGGUGUUUGACCGACUCAUCCAAUUAGAGCACCCGAACAUCGUUAAGCUCCACAAGUAUUGGGUUCACAAAGACAUCGAAAAGCCCAGAGUUAUCUUCAUUACGGAGUAUAUGUCCAGCGGAUCACUCAAACAGUUCCUCAGAAGGACUAAAAGGAGUUUAAUUAAAAUGUCUAUCAGUGCGUGGAAGCGGUGGUGCACUCAGACACUGUCGGCCCUCUGCUAUUUGCAUAGCUCUCAGCCGCCUAUAGUUCACGCAAAUCUCAACUGCGAUACAAUUUUCAUCAGUUAUAACGGACUCAUCAAAAUAGGAGCCGUAGCUCCCGAUGCCAUUCAUAAGCACGUGAAGACAGUGCGCGGGGACUCCAAAGUGAACCUCCAUUUUAUUGCACCCGAAAUCGGAUGCAUUACAGACACGAAUAGCUCUGUUUUGUCGCCGGCAGUGGAUAUCUAUUCGUUCGGAAUGUGUGCCUUAGAAAUGGCGGCCUUAGAGAUAUCGGCCAACGGGGAGAGCACUACAAUCACCGAAGAAGUCAUCAAUUCUACGAUUGAAAGUCUCGAGAAUCCGUUGCAAAAGGAUUUCAUCAGUCGGUGUAUCAGAAAGAACCCCAAAGACAGGCCCACAGCCAGGGAAUUGUUAUUUCAUCCGAUAAUCUUUGAAGUGCCGCCUCUUCGUCUAUUCUCAGCCCAUGUUAUUGUCAACACCUCUUCCUAUCUGCCCGAACAGCUCACAGAAGAGGCCAUCUCUCGAGUGCUCUGUUUGCAGAACAAUAGCGAUCGGAUAUUGGCUGAAGUCCGCCAUAACGACGGUCGGCCCAACUUUAUCCUCAAACAAAGCGAUGCACCGAAAGUAGAGUUCGAGAAGUUCUGCGAAGAAGUACGCAACGGGUCGUGUCCUCUGACAGCAAUCGUCACCACAACCCGUCCUCCACUUAUCUCUCGUCAGCGAACAAUGUCUCCGGAAAUGUCUUGUGAGUCAACAAAACAACUGAAUUCUCCGGACAAUCCUUACGAUGAAGAGACUCGACGAAUAAAUACCAUUAACUCAACUCUAGAGCCGCCUCUUCAAGAGGCCAGUGAUAAAAGAUUAGUGAUAUCUCUUCACAUUGUGUUUGACGACAAAAUUAAUAGAAAAUUGUCCACAAAAUUGGAAUUAAAAGAAUUAGAACCGUCUUCCUUAGCUCAAGAAUUAGUAUUUUAUGGAUUUGUUAAUAAGGACGAUAAGCAUAUUGUCUUCGAGUUAUUGUCCGAAACUAAGGAUAUGUUCUGUAAUUCUGGUAAUCAAACCACUAGUUGUCAAAAGGUUCGACAAUUACCGCAACAACAGCAGCAACCACACCAGCAAAUGGCACAACAGUCUAAACCUUACGUUAAAUAUUAAUAAGUCAUAACUUUUAUUAUACUAUAAAACAAUUUUUACAAAAUGCUAUCAAAUAUGAAAUACAAAUAAUUUUAAAACUUUCA
Oppiella nova is the source of this 2358-nucleotide messenger RNA. The record is from the annotation of a GenBank genome assembly. Lineage: Eukaryota; Metazoa; Arthropoda; Arachnida; Sarcoptiformes; Oppiidae.